Molecule: messenger RNA, 2190 nt
Organism: Penicillium antarcticum
Lineage: Eukaryota; Fungi; Ascomycota; Eurotiomycetes; Eurotiales; Aspergillaceae
Exons: 4
Coding region: 1-2190 (729 amino acids)
Biological process (GO): regulation of DNA-templated transcription; DNA-templated transcription
Cellular component (GO): nucleus
Molecular function (GO): zinc ion binding; DNA binding; DNA-binding transcription factor activity, RNA polymerase II-specific
Source: RefSeq, a predicted model, not a curated record
AUGGACGACGAAUCCCCAACAGAAGCCUCAAGGCGCGACAUCGCCAAAAGAGUCUCACGAGCCUGCCUCCACUGCCGACAACGCAAGUCCCGAUGUGACCUAGAUAGCAACGGCAAUCCAGGUAGACCCCCGUGCCAACGCUGCGUCCGCGAAAACCGCGAAUGCAUCCUCGGCGGCUCAAACCGUGGGGGCCGUCGAAUCCGCAAAAACAAGAUCAAAAACUUCACACCAGCCAAUCCAAAUUCAAAUUCAAAUGUGAAUCCCUCACCAAGCAAAGGGUCCGACGCUUCAAGUCCGGCCACGUCAGAGAAUCGUCCGGCACAAUCACACCAACCUCCAUCGUCAUAUCCCGGCCCUGUCGUCUUCUUACCUCCUAACCCUCCAGCCCCAGCCUCUGUCGCCGUAGAGGAAGACGACGCAUCUAUAAACUCCGUUCCGCGCAACCCAUCCGACGCAUGGCAAUGUCUAACUGGAAUCGCGACGCAGACGGGAACAGCUGAACCGCGCCAGGACCGUGUCCAAUCCGAGUCCACUAGUUUUCCGACAUAUAAUGGCCUGCGCGGUGGCGUAGUGCCCGAAUUCACAACGCCAAAUACAGGAAUUAGGGCGUACAGGCUUGUUCAAUCGCGCUCUCUAGAUCCGGAGACGGUGUGGCAGCUGAUUUCGCGCUAUGCGGAUAACUUUCAUCCGUACCUCCCCCUCGUGCCGCGGAAGUAUUUCGUGCGCAAUGCGCUUGAUGAUUUCGCGGGGAAUGAGAAGCAUCUUCUGACUGCUGUUUUGACGAUUGCGUCAAAGGAUCUCGUUGAUCAACCUGAGAUUCAUGAGUAUUGUUCGAAAUAUAUGCAUGAGUUGAUCUCGGGUAUUGCCGCUGGUGCCGAGUGUGAUGUUGAAGCUGUGGAGGCUCUAUUACUGCUGGCAGAAUGGGAGCCACAGGGACUACGACCGAAGAUUGAGCGGGUUGGACGAGGCGAGGAAGAUCGCGCUGCAUGGAUGCAUGUCGGGCUAGCCUUGCGCUCGGGGUACUUCAUCGGUAUGGACCGCACGUCCUUCCGCGGUGAUCCAUAUGGGGAUCAGGAAAGUGAAGCGCGUCGGCGGCUGGCCUGGGCUAGCUGUUAUGUUUCUGAUCGGUUGAUCUCUGUGCGUAUUGGACGUGCAUUUUGGUCACGCGGUCCUGGGCCCAUGACUGGUCUUGUGAGUCAGGAUUUUCCUUCGUUGCAGCCUGUUCAGGAGGGUGAUGAGGAUUAUUCGAAGAUUUGGCAGGCUAUGUUGGAUCUGACGCAGCUUUAUGGAAAUGUUCAUGAGGUUUUGUAUUCUGGUAUGCGGGCGAGUAACCAGAUGAUGUUGAUGGGGGAUUAUGUGAAAUAUGUGGAUGAUUUCCGGCUUGCUAUUUUGCGGUGGAAGUCGCUUUGGGGGUCUUUGGAUUGCUCACCACCCAUGCGAGCGACUCUGCAGUUAUCAUAUGAGUAUCUGCGAUUAUACACAACGGCAUUUGCUUUCCAAGCUGCCAUCUCUCAAUCCCUUGUCCAGCCGAAGACCAAUGGACAGGGCCAGCGGGAGCAAUUACGAUCUACAUUCAAGAAUGUGGCCUCGAUGCAGGAUUCAAGAUUCAUAUAUGAAUCCGUCGAUGCGGCUAAAUCAUACUUGACGAUCCUUGUGGACUCGGUAGAUCCAGAGAAGCAUCUCCAUUUCAUGCCUCUCCGAUUCUAUCUUUAUGGAAUUUACUCUGCUGUCUUCCUAUACAAGGCCCGAUCAUUCGGAAUGAUGCUCCCAUCAGAAGAAGCAAAAGUCCAGGGCCUCGUCGCGCGAACAACAGAAGUCCUAAAACAAGCCAGCGCCGGCACAGACGACAUCGGCGCCCGCUACGCCCGCCUCCUCGAACUCCUCUGGAAACCAAAAACACCCACCUCCCACCCCAAUCCCCCAGGGACCCAAAACAGCGAUUUCUCCAUGCAAGCCCUACAAAACCCAAUAGCAGACCCAGGCUACAUGCAAUUCAGUCCCGCAAACGAUUUCUCCUGGCUUGACCUGGAAGCCGUGGGCGAUUAUGUAUCCGGAGACCAGAUAUCCGGCGGGAUGUUGGGUCUCGAUGCGUUCCAGAAUGGGUCUGAUAUGUAUCAGGGUCAGGAUCGAUCGCAGGCAUGGCAGUCUUCUGCUUGGAUGGGUGAUAUGAGCAGCAAUCUUCUGUUCUAA